This is a messenger RNA of Periophthalmus magnuspinnatus, 1461 nucleotides long. Its product is annotated as polymeric immunoglobulin receptor-like. The record is from RefSeq and is a predicted model, not a curated record. Bases 539 to 1270 code for a protein of 243 amino acids. The transcript is spliced from 6 exons. NCBI's taxonomy places the organism in Eukaryota, Metazoa, Chordata, Actinopteri, Gobiiformes, Gobiidae.
CAGUCCGAAUGCUCAUGCGACAUACACGUCAUAAAUAAAUGUUUCCAAUCACGUAUGUAGGCAAAUGUUCUCCUGCUCAUCCGAAAGUUAUUAAAAAAUCUGUCUCAUAUCACAAAAUCUUUGCCCUCUUCCUUCUUUGUGAAAUCACUUGAAAGAACUUGAAAUAGUCACAAAUGCACCAGGAUUAAGUCGAAUAGAGGCCAUUUUUACUUCCGCAAACACAACGUGCUGCAUGUGAUGUUGUGUUCUGGUGUCUGCAUGUGGGUCACUUCGAGGUUAGAUAUCAGUCUCAUUUUUGUUGUAAUGUGAACAACUACAUAAAAAAAUCAAAUACAAACAAGAAAUAUGAAUUGGGCCACAUACCCUGCAGUGUGAACAUAGCCAUAGUUCUACUUUCAACUUUACUGUGCCCCUCAUUAAGUUAUCCCAUGUUUCUACAGACCCUGAUUUCUGUGAUGAAGACUACAAACAAACUAGCUUGAUUUCAGCUCAUAUCACCAUUUCCUGUAAUGAUGUGUAUGGCUUUAUCUGUAAAGAGAUGAAUUACACCUGCGACACACUCUAUGCCCCUUAUGCUAAGUACACCAUCAGUGAUGUGAGGGCACUGGACAAGGGGGUCUACUGGUGCGGCAACAGAUCACUGAGCGAAGGCCACAGAGUGUCACGACAGAAAAUACUACUUCAAGUCUUUGCAGAAAUUAUAGAUGUGCCGGGCUGCUCUGGAGGCUGGGUUGAAUUCAUCUGGCCAUAUAAAGGAAUGUAUACAGAACACACAGUAUCUACUCCAACACAUGAGAUAUGCAGUAACGUGGAUGAUCAAUGGGAGCAGGUGGGGCCAUAUUGCCUGUACCACGACACCACAGGGAGAUAUCUGAAGAUGAUGGUGAGGCAGAUUCAAAAGGAAGACUUUGGGUCGUACUACUGCAGAUUUGAUGAAACUCCUGCAAAGUUAUUCAAUCUAUCCUCUUAUCAUUCUUAUUGUCGCCAUCAAUACACUCAGACCACGUCCAAAGCAAAGCAAACCACCAUUGUCUGUAAGGACCUGGAGAGAGAAUUUAUCUGUAAAGAGAGCGAAUAUAACUGUGACACCGUCCCAGCUCACCAGUCUCAGUACACUAUCAGUAAUGUGGGUGAGGAGGACGAGGGGGUCUACUGGUGUGUCUGUAAAGUGCAGGCACGGGGUUUCAGAGUGACAAAACAAAAAAUACUCCUUCAAGUCAAAAAUGAGCCACUGGCGAAACCAGGUACAGUUGAAAAAGCAAAGAUUUGAGCUGGAGGCAGACUGUUAUCCCAUGGACUGUCUAGAGCUGGUCCGGAGCCCCACGCAAAUGUAUUAUAUCCCUCUCAAGGUCGCCAUGGUUUACAUGUUGAACCCUUUCACCAUUUUGUCCUGUGUUGCCAAAUCCACAUGUGGACUCAACAAUGCCGUCCUGGGCCUUUUCUUCCUCUGCACUAUUAAAA